This is a messenger RNA of Prorocentrum cordatum, 3167 nucleotides long. The record is from the annotation of a GenBank genome assembly. Lineage: Eukaryota; Dinophyceae; Prorocentrales; Prorocentraceae.
AUGUGCACAGAGGCGGACUUGUAUUACUGGGCGGAGAAGACCCACUGGGCCAUCGGUACCGACUGCGAGGUUGACAGGGCGUGGAUUUGUUCUACUGGACCCGACAUGAGCGCCUUGAGCCCCGUGGGCGUGAGCCAGUGGUUGAUCCACGACGGCACUGCGUGGGUUGCCGCGCGCGGCCUCAGCGUCGUGCCACAGGCGACGCACAGCGAGGCGGCGGCGGCGGCCAACCGUGGUGGCGGCCCCCCUGCCGGUGCCGCGGCAGUGGCGGCCGAUGUUCCCGAGCCUGCGGACGGCCAGCGGGCGCUCGGGGCAACGGUGGCCGCGGCGUCGAAGACGGGCGUCGUGAAGACCUGGUGCUGGGACAAAAGGUUCGGGUUUAUUUGUCCGGACGACGGCGGCGAGGACCACUUUUUCCACCAGUCGGCCUUGGUGGGCUGCAGCGAGAUCGACGUAGGCACCAGGGUGCACUACGAGACGGUGUACGACGAGCGGAGAGGCAAGCGGCGCGCCCGCAGUGUGUCUGCAAUGUUCAAGGGCGACGCCGGCGGCGACAAGCAGCACUGCACAGCUCAGGCUAAGGAGAAAGCGAGCGUCACGGCCCAGUCGAGCGCGGCGGCCGCGAGUCCGCCGGCGGCCGACGCCAAGGCGUUCAAGGAGUUGAAGGUCUAUGAAGCCCUCGCGAGCAUAGGCGUCAGGCGGGAGCCGCACGUGAAGUCCGAGACCGGCGGCGCGCAGAGGGGGGUUAGUCAGGAGGUGGAUGGGACCGGCGGGCAGCGGUACUUGAAGCUGUGCCACGCGCCCGGCUGGGUGUGCACGCUUGGCGAGAAGAGCGAGGAGUUGCGCUACCUGUCUGCGUACAACGAGGUCUUGGCAUGGAAGGUACGUCAAGCUCUCGCUAAUGACAUGAUGACGUUCUACUCGCCGGAAGAGCUAUUCGCAGGAAACGUAACGCUGCUCGAGAUGAUUUGUGCGUCCGUGUGCGUGACUUCGAUGGUAUGUUUCACCCUGGAGAAGCGGUAUCGCAACGAACGAUCUUUUGACAUGGAGGCGGGGAACAACACGCGUCGUAUGGCUGCUCGCGGGAACGCGACGUCCUUCCCGAUGCCGUGGACGGACAUGCUCGCGCAGCUGACCGCCUUGGAGGAAGGGGCGUCGAAGGCAAGGCCGCCGUCGGUGCCGCGGACAGGCAAAGAACUGGCAGACAUAGUGUCAGUGAUAUUGAAGUCCGGGGGAGACGACGAUACGGCAGCGAGCAUGGCGAAGUUCAUACAUCAGGCAGUAGUCCGUCGGGAUGUGGUCGUAAAGCUGAUCGAGGGGGCGAAAAAGCGUGGGCACCGAGCGUAUCAGCACGUUUGCAUGGAAGAUGUGCGAAAAAAAGCUGCGGAGCUGCCUGAUGGUGAGGUGCCGCCCGAGAUCAUGCGUUUGGUGCCUUUGGACAACGAGCUGGACAAGAUACAGAUGCAGAAGGCGGCGACGCCAGUUCCGCGCCCGGAUGGGUUGCAGGAAGCGGCGGAGAUCUUGGAAACGGCGAAAGGCAACGCCGUGGUUCUGGAGAAGAGCAGCUUCGAUGACGGGGAUAUCAAUGCCCAGCGCGUGGAAGCCUUACGAAGUUUUGUACAGAGGGUGUCGCCAGAAUGCGAACACGAUGGAACCAGCGAGCGCACGGAUCAUAGCGAGAGUGAGUCGGAGCACGAAGGUGCCCGAGCGAAGCGCCCGCGCGAAGGCGGGCGAGAAACGGAGCCCGACGUCGCGCCGGCGAAGGAGAGGGAAGACGCGAGAUUUUUGACAGAGGCGCUGGAGAGGACGUGGUUUACGUACGUGUCAGCGAACCCGAAGGACCUGGACGCGCAGAUCACGGCCGAGGAAAUCAGCGAAGGGGCGAAGCAGAUCUACCGUGCAUUGGCGGGGAAAUACCAGGACGUGAACGGUAAGAAGCAGAAAGUCAUGGGAGACAUGGCGAAAGUGCGCCACGUCCCGGGCCUAGGUAGAGCUGCCCACAAGUUGCUCGCGAACAUCGAGCACGCGUCCCGGCGGCUACCAGGGACGCAAGAGACACGACGGGUCAUGCGGUUCCAAACGAACGCGCUCCGCGUACGGUACGGGGUCCCCAUUUUCGUUACCUUUUCUCCCGACGAAGGGCACAAUAUGAUCAUGGUACGGUUGUCGCGCACGCGGCGCCGUGACCCCGUCCACAAUGCGGCGGACGACGCCGACGACGCGGCUGCGUCACGGGCCGCUGGUAGUAAGGAGUGGCCACAGGUCGCUCCAGAGACGGAUGAUGUGCGCGCGGCAAUCCCGCUGGCGGCGAUCCUGUCGCGAGUGUUGCGGGGAGACCCGAUGGACUGGGAUGCAAUCGAGAAGGAGUUCAUGCCUGCAGGGAUGUGCGCACUGUGCUCGUCGGUGAAGUACAAGAACCAGUACGCGGUCGGGCAGUGGAGCCGGGGCGACGGUCGCCGCGUGUGCCAGGUGUGCUUGGAAGGCAAGAAGAGCAGUGGCACGCCGUGGCAGUGCACGGAAUGCUUUCUGUGGAAGAGCCAGGAUGCGUUCCAUGCAUCCCAGCACCACAGCUCGAAGCUCACGUCACGGCGUUGCGUGGACUGUCCUGAGAGGCGAAAGUGUUAUGUAUGCGAGGGCCGGAAGUACGAGGAGGCGUUCGUGGGUUUGCAGUGGGACAAGGCGGCGAGGAAGGACAUUAAAACUUGCGUGGUGUGCGAGAAGGCGCAACGGCAAGAUUGUUUUUCGGAUUGGAUGUGGAACGGCGUUGCAGAUCUGCACCGCAAGUGCAAGCGCUGCGUCGCUGCGCCGAAGAAGGACAUGAAAACGUGCGCGGUGUGCGAGAAGGCGCACCGGCAAGAUUGGUUUUCUGAUUGGAUGUGGAACGGCGUGGCAGAUCUGCAUCGUAAGUGCAAGCAGUGCGUCGCUGCAGGGAGGAAGGAAGUGAGAACGUGUGUAGCGUGCGAGAAGGCGCAACAGAAAGAUUGUUUCUCUGAAAAGAUGUGGGACGGCAGGGCAGAACAACACCGCAAGUGCAAGCGAUGCAUCGACGACGCGAAGCUGCAGCGCGGGAAGUGGAAAUGUGUUGAAUGCAAAGGCGCUUUCGGCAGGGACGAAUACAGCAGCUGGUUGGCCGGGCGAACGACGCAGAAGGCGGAUGGGAAGCAAAG